AUGGCCGACGACGCGCCGUCGCUGCAGCAGCCCCUGACGGGGAACUCCGCGACGCCGCGGAAGAAGCGCCCAUGGUCCAUCGUGGAUUUCCUGGUGCAGUUCCGCUGGAUCCUCGUAAUCUUCGUCGUGCUGCCCGUCUCCUUCGCCUUCCAGUGCAACAAGGAUUUCUGGGACUGGUGGUCGAACCGCAAGAGCUUCGCGCAGCGCGAGCGCGAGCACCAGGCCGCGGUGCAGAAGCUGGUCAAUCGCCUCAAAUCGCGCGACCGGCGCCGCGACGGGCUGGUGUGCACGUCGCGCAAGCCAUGGCUGUCCGUGUCGAUGCGCAACUCGGACUACAAGCGCGCGCGCCGCUUCGAGGUCGACAUGAACGAGUUCUGCCAGAUCCUGGCCGUCGAUACCGUCAACCGCAUCGCGCGCUGCGAGCCGUACGUGAGCAUGGGGCAGCUCAGCGCCGUGACCGUGCCGCUGGGAUACGCGUUAGAAGUGGUCCCGGAACUGGAUGAUCUCACCGUCGGCGGGCUGAUCAACGGCUACGGCAUCGAGGGCUCGUCGCACAUCUACGGCCUCUUCCAGGUGCCACCCCUUUCCGUCCUGCCCGGUCCCGCUGCUUCCGCCGAUGUUCUCGUCAUUCGUUUUGCCCCAUAUGGCAUCGACAAAAGACGCGCUGCUGGCACCUCCUCCCCCCAUCCCCCACCCCCCUCUUUUCCACCCCCCUUCCCCGCCCCCCCGCCCCCUGACACGGUGGAGGCGUACGAGAUCGUGCUGGCGGACGGCACGCUGGUGCGCGCGACGCGCGACAACGAGCACGCGGAUCUCUUCUACGCGAUCCCGUGGUCACAGGGCACGCUGGGGCUUCUCGUAGCCGCGGAGAUCCGCCUCAUUCCCGUUAAAGAGUUCAUGCGCGUUACCUACACGCCCGUUAGAGGCACGCUGCGCGAAAUGACCCAGGCGUAUAUCGACUCGUUCUGCCCGCGGGAUGGAGACCAGGACAAUCCGGAUAAGGUUCCGGAUUUCGUGGAGGGGAUGGUGUACACGCGGUCCGAGGGGGUCAUGAUGACCGGGAGGUACGCGUCGCGCGAGGAGGCGACGCGGCCCGGGAACGUGAUUAACAACUGCGGGUGGUGGUGGACGCGGUGGUUCUACCAGCACGCGACGGACGCGUUUACGCGCGGCGAGUUUGUAGAAUACAUCCCGACGCGCCAGUACUACCACCGCCACACGCGGAGCCUGUACUGGGAGGGGAAAUUGAUCCUGCCGUUCGGCGACCAAUGGUGGUUCAGGGUGCUGCUGGGGUGGAUGAUGCCGCCUAAGGUGUCGUUCUUAAAGCUCACGCAGGGCGAGGCGAUUCGGAACUAUUACCACGAGCGGCACGUGUGUCAGGACAUGCUGGUGCCGCUCUAUAAGGUGGCGGACGCGCUCGAACUGAACGAGCGGGAGUUCGAGGUGUACCCCAUCUGGCUGUGCCCGCACCGCCUCUUCAUGCACCCCAUGCGGCAGAUGAUCAACCCCGAGCCGGGCUUCUGGGACCACAGGCAGCAGGGCGACACAGCAGCAGCGCAGAUGUUCACAGACAUCGGCCUCUACUAUGCGCCGGGGGCUGUAAUGCGAGGGGAGGAGUUUGAUGGUGUGGCGGCGGUGCAGAGGAUGGAGAAGUGGCUCAUUGAGAACGCGUCCUUCCAGGCCCUGUAUGCGGUGACAGAGCUGAACGAGAGGGACUUCUGGCGCAUGUUUGAUGUCUCGCUCUAUGCCGCUUGCCGGGAGAAGUACCAAGCAGUGGGCACGUUCAUGAGUGUGUAUUACAAGUCAAAGAAGGGGCGCAAGACAGAGGCGGAGGUGAUGCAGGAGGAGCGGAAGGAGAAGGAGGUUGCCAUUGCCGAGUCUGCUUAG
Molecule: messenger RNA, 1887 nt
Organism: Closterium sp. Naga37s-1
Lineage: Eukaryota; Viridiplantae; Streptophyta; Zygnematophyceae; Desmidiales; Closteriaceae
Source: the annotation of a GenBank genome assembly